This is a messenger RNA of Penicilliopsis zonata CBS 506.65, 1173 nucleotides long. RefSeq lists its product as hypothetical. Gene Ontology annotation, biological process: nucleobase-containing compound metabolic process. The transcript has 3 exons. NCBI's taxonomy places the organism in Eukaryota, Fungi, Ascomycota, Eurotiomycetes, Eurotiales, Aspergillaceae. Gene Ontology annotation, cellular component: nucleus; cytoplasm. The coding region runs from base 1 to 1173 and encodes 390 amino acids. Gene Ontology annotation, molecular function: 3'-5' exonuclease activity; nucleic acid binding. The record is from RefSeq and is a predicted model, not a curated record.
AUGAGGCAUUCCUGCUCGAUCAUCUUCGCAGGCGUGCGAUACCCAGUUGGGAGACAAGUCUCUGUGACAACACGCAUAGCUGAAGGCUUUCGCAGCCCGAUUACAAGCCGACGAUUAUCCACAGCAUUCCCAGCGGUACACAGGACUCGUUAUUUACCCUCUUCGGCUGGCUCAGUAUAUCCGAAUGUACAGGCACCCGAGCGAACAUGGAAUAUCGCGCUGAGAAAGACCUGGGUUCGCCAGACUGCUCAGACCUUGCAAAACAGGCCGAGCUUGAGAGCCUACAGGCUAUACAGCACUAGCUCCAGCGGCUCUAAUGUCGCAGACAACAACGUCCAACAUGAAGAUUGCAUAGUGCGUACAUCAUCGGGCGAGCUUGAAAGCGAGGUUCCCUGUGAGGAAGCAUACAAAACGGGCCCUACAAUAUACACAGACGAGGCAUGCACGGCAGAGCAGUCGGGGAGUGAACGCACGCCCGAGUUCUGGAGUCAUACCGCGUGCAAGGGGCCCGACGGCAAAGAGCUGAUCGUGCACUACUGCAAAUCCCUACGCACGGCCGAAGCCGUCGCGCAGCUCUUUCUCACCGACAAACUCGUGGGCUUCGACAUGGAAUGGAAAGCCCAGGCGUCCAGCACAGAUAGUAUUCAGGCCAAUAUCUCGCUGAUCCAGAUCGCCAACGAGCAGCGCAUCGCCCUGUUCCAUCUCGCUCUCUUCCGGCCAGCCCGACACGCGCAAGAUCUCCUCCCCCCCUCGCUACGCCUGCUCCUCGAGGACCCCCAGGUCACCAAGACUGGCGUCGCCAUCAAGGCCGACUGCACGCGUCUCCGCAAGUUUCUCGGCGUCCACCCGCGCGCCAUCUUCGAGCUCAGCCAUCUCUUCAAGCUGCUCAAGUAUGGGCGCGACCAGCCUGCUCUGGUCAACAGGCGCGCUGUCAACCUCAGCGAUCAAGUUGAAGAACAUUUCGGCUUACCUCUCGACAAGGACGGAGCUGUCCGCUGUGGCGACUGGAUGCGGUCCCUCGAUUACCGCCAGGUGCAGUAUGCUGCGUCUGAUCCGUACGCUUGCCUUGCGCUGUACAACGUCAUGGACGCAAAGAGAAAGGCCAUGUGCCCUGUCCCCCCCCUGCCGGCUCACGCGGAUCUUGGUCUGCCUAUCCGUCUGACGGACGAUUGA